AUGUCAGCGUCGUCUCCUAGCAAAAUCAGCGCCUCUUGGCGACAAGGUCUGCGCUUAAGUCAUAUUGGCUGCGACAAAGGCGGCAGUCUAGACGUCCCGCCCGUGGUGACGUACCGGCAUCUCCUCUCUGCAGGCUCGCUCCACCCAACCAACCCGCUACGCGUGAUUGCGCACUGUGAUGUCGAUGCAGCCUACGCGCAAUUCGAGGCAAAGCGCCUGGGACUCGAUGCACGCGAGGUGCCAUUGGCUGUCCAGCAGUGGGAUGGGUGCAUCGCGAUCUCCUAUCCCGCCAGGAGCUUUGGCAUAUCUCGACUCGACACAGUGGCGACUGCGCUUGAAAAAUGCCCUAGCCUACGCUUGGUCCACGUCGCCACGUAUGCCGAGGGACAGGAUCAAGCCGAAUAUAACAUGGACCCUCGCCCAGACACCCACAAAGUUAGCCUCGAUCCGUACCGUCGAGAGAGCAAGAAGAUACUCGCCGUCUUCAAGCAGACUUGUCCCAACAGUGCGGUCGAAAAAGCAUCGAUCGAUGAAUCUUACUUUGAUCUGACCAUAGAAGUCCGCAAGCUGAUGCUUGAACGGUAUCCG
Tilletiaria anomala UBC 951 is the source of this 588-nucleotide messenger RNA. RefSeq names its product DNA/RNA polymerase. The transcript has a single exon. The record is from RefSeq and is a predicted model, not a curated record. Gene Ontology annotation, biological process: error-prone translesion synthesis; response to radiation. Lineage: Eukaryota; Fungi; Basidiomycota; Exobasidiomycetes; Georgefischeriales; Tilletiariaceae. Gene Ontology annotation, cellular component: replication fork; nucleus; site of double-strand break. The annotation marks the transcript as partial. Gene Ontology annotation, molecular function: DNA-directed DNA polymerase activity.